AGUUCCAGUGACGUGCAUUGAAACUGUACAUUACCUCGACGUCGCUUUUCCGUAAUUCCUAGGAUCUACUUUCCCAAGAACCAAACAACCAUAUACGGAUUUAGCGUCUUCCACACGCACCAAUCCCUAACCGAAAACUCCCUCUCAACUCUCAAUACAAAAAUUUUCUCUUUCACGUCCACAGUCGACUUCAUCCAAUCCACAAAAACCACAAUUUUCGACCACUUUCCGGGAACCAAACACUCCGACAACCCACAACCACACCGAAUCCCAAAUCACCCUCAUGAACUGAAAUCCAAAACCCCAGGGCUCGGUUCUCGGCUCGGCGUUGCAAUGGACAAGGAAACCGAAAUCCUCUCGCGCUUAGCCGCGAACCAUCUCUAUCUCGCCCAAUUUGAGCCUCUUCGAGCGAUUGUCGUCGCUCUCCGAGCUCGAAACCCCGACCUCGCUCUGGCCGUGCUCCAAACCAUCGUCGCUCACUCGGGUCGCUUCGAGAACAUUCUCUGGUCACAAUCAUGCCCAUCACCAGCUCUGCUCACUUACUUAUCGACCCUUGAACUGUUGCAAUUCGAUAAUGCUUCGUCGGUAUGGAGCUUCGAUCCCGAAACCCUGCGAUUGCGCGCCGAGUUCUUGUUGUUAGUUCAGAAUUUGAUCGACCGCGUCUCGGAGAGUAUGCGGAAGAAUUUUGAUUUGGAGAGCAUAGAGAAAGAGAAGGAGAAAGAAGGGUUAAGCGAGAGCGAGAGUUUCGAAGAGCGAGCAGAGUUUUUGGGUAAGAGUGAGGAUACUGGCAAGGAUUUGAGAGAUGCUAGUGGUGAAUUGGAUAGCUGUGUGAGAAUUUUGGAUAGGGUUUUGGAAUUGGGCGUAAAUAGAUUGAAGCCACACUCCGUAGUAGUAGGUGCUGCUGAUACUGAUGGUGGGAGUGAAAAUGAGGCUGCAGGCGUUGUAUCUAUUGAGGAAGGCGAAUUGAUGUGUUUGAGGAGCGUAGUUUGGGAGAACCGUGAUGUUUUUGACGCGUUGUGUUGGAAUAUACAGAGCCAAGUGAGGGGAUGGGAGGGAUAUGAUUCUUCGGGUUUAGCAAUAACGUUGAGGAGGGAUGAAAAUGCAGGGGAAAUGUCCAAGGAGGAUUUGAAGGUUCUUGGUUUGAUACAAAGGAGUGUUCAGUUAGCUCACUUGGAUGCUAUGAAAGAGUGCAUGAAGGAUGGUGAUGUGGAUGGAGUGGUUUCGCGUAUUCAUUUUCUUCACCUUGAUUAUGGAGUGGAGGAGACUGAGUAUCG
Molecule: messenger RNA, 1274 nt
Organism: Prunus avium (sweet cherry)
Lineage: Eukaryota; Viridiplantae; Streptophyta; Magnoliopsida; Rosales; Rosaceae
Source: RefSeq, a predicted model, not a curated record